GUUUUCUGUGAGGGAUGUAAACAAAACAUUCUGACCCGACGAGUGAAAAAUCACGUUACGUCACUUCCGGGAUUCUGGAUCGAGUCAAAGACAGCUGGAAUGUUGUCAUCAAGGAACGCUAAAAGUGCUUGUUAAAGGAGCAGAAAACAACUGAGCAGUGGAAGCGGUUAAAUCAAAAGAAACAUUUCUUGAGGGAAGACUGUGCAAAAGACAGCAAUGGAGCCACCAGUGUGCGAGGAUGGUCGAACAUUCAUGGAGGUGAUCAAUGAAAAGUACAGUCCGGAGAACUUUCCGUGUCGUCGAGGGCUUGGCAUGGGGGUAGUGGUGGUGCCCACUGCAUGUCCCCAAGGUUCCCCCAUGAAAGACCGUCUGAACUUGCCCAGUGUGCUAGUGUUGAAUGGAUGUGGAAUCAGUAGGGCAGGAGACCAGAGUGAAAUUGCUGCCUUCUGUGCCCAUGUCAUGGAACUGGACCUGUCCCAUAACAAGCUGCAGGACUGGCAUGAGAUCAGUAAAAUUGUGUCAAACAUCCCCAAUCUGGAUUUCCUGAAUCUGAGCUCCAACCCGCUAGCAGGGAUGACCCUUGAGCUACAGUGUGCUGAAGCCUUUUCUCGGGUCCGACGUCUCGUCCUUAACAACACCCAAGUCUCCUGGGACACUGUGAUGAUGCUCACCCGUGAGAUACCUGAGCUUGAAGAAUUGUUCCUGUGCCUUAAUGAGUACAGUUGCGUGCGAGCCUCCAGUGUGGUCUGCACCAGCCUCCGCCUGCUUCACAUCACAGACAACAGCCUACACGACUGGGCCGAAGUCCGCAAGUUUGGAUCCAUGUUUCCUACCUUAGACACUCUGGUCAUGGCUAACAACAAUUUAACAUCAAUACACGACAGCAAGGAUAUCCUUCAACGACUUUUUGCCAAUCUUCGCAGCAUCAACCUCCACAACUCAGGUCUUAAUCAAUGGGAAGACAUUGAAAAGCUGAACUUCUUUCCUAAACUGGAGGAAGUGCGAUUACAAGGCAUUCCCCUACUGCAGACGUAUACCAAUGUGGAGCGGCGCAGCUUGAUGAUAGCACAGCUUCCCUCCAUAUCCCUCCUGAAUGGCAGUGUUGUAACUGAAAGUGAGAGAGAAGAUGCCGAGAGGUUUUUUAUCCGUUACUACUUGCACUGUCCUGAGGAAGAGCUCCCUCACAGAUAUCAUUAUCUGGUAAACAAGUAUGGGAAGUUGGAACCUCUGGCUGAGAUCGACCUCCGACCACGUUGCCAUGCUCAAGUUGAGGUUCACUGUGAAGAAAAAGUGGAACAGCUAAACAUCCGUUUAGACCAGACAGUGGCUGAGCUGAAGAAGCAGCUGACAUCAGUGGUGCAGCUCUCCACCAACAGCAUGAGGCUUUAUUAUAUCGACAAGAACAGCGCUUUUGGCCCAGACGAACUCAAGUACAACACGCGAGCACUUCACUCCUACAAUAUUCAAGAUGGUGAUGAGAUUCUUGUUGUGCCCAAGACAAAGUGAACCGCUGGGUGGCAGCUGGUUGUUUUCUUUACCUUAGUUUGGGUUGAAUAUUGACUUUGGUAAAGAUGACGAAAUGUAUAUCUCAUAGCUCCAGAGUCUGCGUGAUAAAAUGAAGAGUCAAACGAAGAUGAGCUUCAUCUCGAUAUCUCAGCAAUGGACUGCAGUGGGUUGCUGGGUUGCCACUGGUCUUUUAUUGUAUUUAUCUUUAGUUUACGGCAUCCACUGAGAUGCAGGAAGUGAAGGAUGGAUCAGGAGAAAAAACAUGCAGGCAGCUCUGAGCGUCCAAUGGGAUGGUGCUGCUGCACCGUUAUCUCUGUACCACAACUGUGUCGACAAGUGAGCAACAACACUUGCUUGGCCAAUUGGAGCAAAAGCUACAUCAGACCAUCAAGAGGCAGUGCUGCUGAGUGGAACCAGUAAGCAUUGAGAAUGCCAUCAUUUCCAAUCAUUUCACAGUUGUCACUUAAAACACCAUCCCAUAGACAUGAUCUAGAUUAAUUUUGCUCUUUAGAGGUGGGUCUAUUUCAUGCAGCUGGCACAAACUCGUGUUGUAUCAGACUCCAAAAAUACUCUACCUAUUUGAACCCAUAAUUGUUUUAAGAAUGCGGGAAAAAUAUAUACAAGAAUUCAAAUGGAUGGAUCCUAUUUUAUGUAGUACAUUUCCUUGGCACUGCCUUAAAAAAGUAUUCAUACCCCUUGAGCUUUUUCAAAUUUUGUGACCUUACAAUCAUAAAUUUGAGUAUAUCUUGUACAGAUUGUAUGUGAUGGACCAUCACAAAAAAGCACAUAAUUGUGAGCUGGAACAAACAUGCUUUCAGAUUUUCAACAUCUCAACAGUGUAUAAAAGAGUGGUGUCCAUUUGUAUUCUGCCCCUUAUACAUCGAUAACCCUAAAUACAAACCAGUACAAUCAAUUCAGCGCAGAAGUCACCUAAUUAGUAAAGAUAGUCCACCCAUGUAUAAUUUACUCUCAGUAUUAUUAAAUAUAAAAUACAAUAAUACAAGAUAAAAUCUUCUGUGAAGGCAUCAGUUUUUUUUUUUUUUUAUAGAAAAUUAGUGAGCACCACCAUCAAAAAUAUCACAAGCCUUGAACAUCUCAGUCUCAAUUCAUCAUCCAAAAAUUGAAAAAGUUUGCAGUUUGCCACAAGCCAUGUCGGGGACACUAUAAGAAGGUGCUCUUGUCAGCUGAGACAAUAAUUGUUUUCUUUUCCCCUAAAUGCAAAAGGCUGUGUCAGAAAAGUAACGCUGCUCACACCAUCCCUGCUGUGAAACAUUGUAGGGGUAAUAUAAUGCUGUGGGGAUGCUUUUCUUCAACAGAGACUGGUAACCUGGUCAGAGUUAAUGGGAAGAGGGAACUAAAUACAGUUUGACAGUCCUGUAAAAAAAUGAAUAAAUACAGUUUGAAGCUGCAAAAGAAUUGAGACUGGGAAGGCAAUUCAACUUCCAACAAGACAGCAUACGUAAUAAAGCCAUAGAUACAAUAUAAUGGUGUUGAUCAGAGAAAAUUCAUGUUAGAUUGGCCCAGUCAUAGUCUAGACCUGAAUCCCUUUGAGCGUCUGUGGUAAAAUUCGAACAUUGCUGUUCAGAUACUCUACAGCCAAUGUAGCUAUUUUUCAAAGAAUAGGAAAAAUUUUCAUUGUCUAGCUUUGCAAAACUAGAAGUACACCAAGACCGUUGCAACUUAAUAGUAUUGAAAGCUGGCUCUCCAAAGUAUUGACGCGGGAUACAAAUGCACAACACAUUAUUUUCAGAUUUGUUGCUUAUCAUACCAAACUGUAUAAUUUUCAUUCCAGAUUCUUUUGUUUUGGUCUAGCACAUAAAAUCUCAAUUAAAAAAAAACUUUUAAGGUAGCAAAAUGUAAAAAAUUUCCAGAGGUAUGAAUACUUUCUCAACGCACUGUAGUGCAUGAAUUAUCCACAAUGAUCUUUAAUAAGCUAAAAAAUUGUCAUCACCUUAUUUUCUGAAAAAUCAAUCUAUAUGCAAAUAUUAAAAAUGAAAUGUUUAAGCAUUUAGUAAUGACACUAAAUGUUAUUUUGUUUGUGCACUAAAGGCUUCGUAGAUCACUAUCUUUUACAUUAUUCUGUAAAGUUUCAUAUGCUUUUGAGCCACUCUUGGCAUUUGUUGAUGAAACAAAAACUGCAAAGGGACUCUGGAAGAUGUACAAAAGUGUUUGUAAAGAGUACACCUUUUAAUGACUCGAAAGCGUGGACAGCCCCUGACCCCUGCUGUAUAACAUCAUGCUUGACCCAUAGAGGUCUGAUCUCACUUUUGUUUUUGUUUUUUGCGAUAGAUAUGGGAGGAUAUUUGUCAAAACAUUUUCACCAAGCCACCAUUAUGUGCUGCCUUCUACCGGCUUUGUCUCAAAACACUUUAGAUGAGAUACAUGGGCAGAGAAUAUUUUUUGCUCAUUGUACCUUCAAUCUACUUGUAGCCAUGAGCGACACAACACCUCAUUUAUCUGGUUUACUUUUCUGAUGAGUAGCACCGAGCAUGCUUAGUUUUUCAGGAUUCUUUAAAAAGAACUCUCCACCAAACAUAUGGAAACGUGAGGCCAGUUCCUUUAUUUUUAAAACCAAAACAUUUCAGAGAAGAGAUGACCAGUUGCUAAGCUUUUAUCCAUGAGUACUCAUACACAAUUUAGAUAUAUAUUUUUGAAACUAAUUUGACAAUAGACUUGACCAGUCUAAAAUCUUCCAUUUCUUGCUCUCGUAGGUGUUUUGAGUCACGCUCAAGAUGAAGGAUCUCCCAGUCGGUUUGAUUGCACCUUAAGUUAAAUUAGCAGACAAACUUUUUCUGAGUUGGUUUUCCUACCUGCUAGUCAUCAAUGGAGAAUUAUCAAAAAAGUCUGUCAAGCUAAAGACAUCAUGACGUUUGCCUUCCUUUGUUUCAUAGGUGUGCUCAUAAGUUAAGGAUCAUGAACAGAAUCUUUCAGUCUUCCAAUUUCCCAUCAGUUAUAUAAAGGUUAGUUUUCUUUCUCGCUCUGAACAUUCCAAAUGGUUCUCCUGGCUUUGUGCAAUUGCUCUGAUUGAUUUGCCAACUUUCGUCACUUUUACAAGUGCUUCCUUUUACCCAUAGAUAGCGAGGCAACUUUGUGUCCGUGUCAAAAUGUAUUCCUCACAAGCAAAACCCAAAUCUACUUUUUUGGUUUUUAUUUGCACAUUCAGCAUAGUAGGACACCCCUGGACAGCAAAACACCGGUCAGUCAUAUUUCCCAUACCUUUUGUUAACAUUAAAAAUGGGCAGGUUCAGACAAAAGAUGCUGUCUUCUAAAUUGUUGAGCCGAUCCAGAUUUACCAGGGGUGGCAAAAGUACACACAUUCUCUAAGUACUGAUACUUGCAUUAAAAGGAAGUAGGGGUACUCAUUCAACUUCUUGGGAAAAACAGGAAAUCAGAGAUGCACUGAAUUUGCGAUAGGUGAUCCGCCAAGUAGAGAGGGAUUAUGUCUACAUGAAAGUAAAAAUUCUACCAUGCAAAGCAAGAGUCACAACACCCAAAAAUGCCCCAGGCUUCUGUGGGCCCAACCUCAACUGAGAUGGUCUGAUUCAAAGGGGAAAGUGCUGUGGUAGAGUGCACAUUUCAGUUCGUUUUUGGAAAUAAUCGGCGACAUCUCCUUUGGGCCAAAGGGGAAAAGGACAUCUGGAUUGUUAUCAGCACAAAGUUCUAAAGCCAGGAUUUCUGCAAAUACCUUAAAAAUCUACUUAAAUACGGUAACAAAGGUAUAUAUUUUGCUACUUUCCUUCACUGAAAUGUAUUUUUCAUAGUUGUAUUACUCUUUUUAUGUUCACUCCAACUAUAUUCAGACUAGGAAUAAUUAAGGAAUUGGCCUUAGUGUAUCCAUACUUUUGGAGGUGGGCUGAGUGUAACUCAGCCAUGUAUGUCUGCAUCUUUAAAUCAUUUUUUACUGUACGUGUUCUUAUUUAAUGUUCCAUCUGCCUGAUUGUUUUUUUUUUCACUAUUUUUUGUUCAGUAUUCUGGAAUAUUCACUUUUCUAUUUAUUUGAAUGAACACAAACUCUAAAUGGAUCUUUCCAAUGGCGAUCUUGAGCUCCGCCGCCUUGGCCAUGUCCCACAAACUUUUAAAAUGGCGAUUGGACAUUCUCUAUCGCAUAUUCCAGAUAAAAUUGGGGUAUUUUUUUGCCAAAUACAUCAGACUUGUCGAAGAGAGUUCUACAGAGAGGUCUCAACUAUUUCACGGAAGGAUAUGUACACGGAAAUAAGAUUUUGGACAGAGCAGGACGCAAUGUCAGAGUUACAGCAAAAUGUUGGCGAUCGAUGCAAAAAAAGUUUGACACCUCACAAACUUCAUAUUGAUCUCCCACAGGAUAAAAUGGUGGAAUCGUACUGCGCAUGUAAAGUAGGGUGAGUACUUUUUACUUGAACAGAUCACGAGUAAUAUCAUUGUAGUCUUCAUAAGUGAGUGGGGGUAUUCAUUUGACUUGGCUUGCAAUCGAACCUAAUGCUCUGUCUUAAAAGUCCAACGUGAUACAAAUAGGCAAAUAGACAUUUCUCUUGCAUGACAUUGCGCAUUUACAUAUCACUAACCCGACACUUCGGCAUAAAACGUAACACUUCAUUCAGCAGGUCAGUGAUACGCUAACAAAAUGAAAGUUGUUCUCAUGCAAUGUAUAAAGCACUGAUAUUAAUUCAAUCAAACUCAGAGAAGAUACUUCUCCCUCACUUACCUUCGAACAUACACACUUGUGUUUGUUAAUACUGUCCACAUUUAGUUGUAUAUGCGGUCUUCCGCAAGCCUUAAUCCAUCGUAGACAUUUCGUCAACUGUGUUUUAGGCUUUGGAAAAUGAAUCAACCGGACCCCUUGGCACCUCGCAGGAUAUAUUUCAUCAGAAUUGCACUUUUGCAUUUUCUUCGUAACAUUAAUUUUUCCAUGCGCACGCUACUGACAACCAGCAUUGCUUGCGGGACAAUACGGCGAGAGGGGCGAGUUAAGCCAGGGGUUGAGACAAUGCGGCUAUCUGAUUGGCUAUUAUUGUACGCGUGAUUGACAGGUCGGUAAGGUCUAUUGCCUGUGAGUAUGGAUGUGAGGGCAAAUACUUAUGUGCCCUGCAAUUGGCUAGCAACCACCUCAGGGUGUAACCCACCCCUCGCCCAAAGAUAGCUGGGAUAGGCUCCAGCACACCUGCAACCCUAGUGAGGAUAAGCAGUACAGAAACUGUAUUGAUGGAUGAAUAGACUAAUUAGAAACUAACAGGAAGUCAUGACCAUAUAAAAAACAUGCUGAAUUCAAAUCUCCAAAUCAAAACUCUUAGUUGCAUUGUGGAAACAUUUGUUUGGGGUUUUGUUUUAAUGUCCCACUUUUUCUUUUAUAUACAGUAUAUUUUCUUUGGGGGGGAUAGCAUAUUAUACCCCAAUCAUCCUUGCUUUAUUCAAUAACUUAUGAAACUUAUACAGUAUUAUCACACCACUGCUGUACUUGAAUAUCAGGAAAUGUAAUUAAGUAGAAAGAUAUAGCACUUGCUUUGUGCACAGUGAGCUGUGUGGUAAUCAAUGAGAGGUUAAUCUGGAGUGCAAAAAUAUUUGAUGGGUGGAUGUGUUUUACAUCAGGCAUGUUUAUUGGUUUGCAAGGUACGUCUGUGUGCUGUAUCAGAUGAAUAAACUUGACCAAAGGUUUUGUAUUACCUUUUGUGUUUUCUCCUGUAACCAUGCACAGGAUGAACCCUGGAAUGUUUGAAUGAAACAUUAAAGAUUCUCGACCAUAUAAAGGGACAAGUGAAGCCUUUAACACAAAAAGGACAAGUGCUGUAUUUAUUUCCCUGUAUACUGUAAAAAUGUAUUUCCCUGUAGAUGGUUACUAUUCAAUCAAAAUCCUUGACAGGACUGGUUUGAGAAAGCAAUAAAAGAACUUGUCUAGUACAUCAAAUUACAAUGCCACUUCUAAAAUAAAUAUAUAAAAACUUUA
Messenger RNA from Syngnathoides biaculeatus (alligator pipefish), 7423 nucleotides. RefSeq names its product tubulin-specific chaperone cofactor E-like protein. Gene Ontology annotation, biological process: protein folding. NCBI's taxonomy places the organism in Eukaryota, Metazoa, Chordata, Actinopteri, Syngnathiformes, Syngnathidae. The transcript is spliced from 10 exons. Bases 217 to 1506 code for a protein of 429 amino acids. Gene Ontology annotation, molecular function: alpha-tubulin binding. The record is from RefSeq and is a predicted model, not a curated record.